Colletotrichum higginsianum IMI 349063 is the source of this 2349-nucleotide messenger RNA. RefSeq names its product Arsenite efflux transporter. The record is from RefSeq and is a predicted model, not a curated record. Gene Ontology annotation, biological process: transmembrane transport. The coding region runs from base 1 to 2349 and encodes 782 amino acids. Gene Ontology annotation, cellular component: membrane. NCBI's taxonomy places the organism in Eukaryota, Fungi, Ascomycota, Sordariomycetes, Glomerellales, Glomerellaceae. The transcript has 3 exons.
AUGGAUAUAAGUACCGAGACCAGCCAGAUCAAGGAGUGGAGAUCCAUCGUCACACUCAUCGUCUUCUUCCUCGCAAACGUUGCUGUGCUGUUCCCCUUCAAGCUCCCAUUGCCUGUUCCUGUGUGGGCUGUUCACAAGACCUUGGACAGUCUGAGCGCGCUGAGAAUCAUCCCUCCGAGGGAAAAUGACUAUCACGAUGCGCCUCAGGAUGGUGAUCAGAGGAGAAGGCGUUUUGUGCCGCUCCAGUUCCCCGUGAACUCGGUCACGGCGCCCUUGAUCGCCGACCUGUUCCUCCUCGCCAUCCUGGCCAUCGGCAGGAAAGAAGUCCAUGACGGGACCAUCGGAGAAAACGGCAUCUUCCCCAUCGAUAUCAUGAUCUUCUUCAUCACCCUGGCAUACAUCGCCAUCUCGAUCGACGCUUCGGGCCUCAUUCGCUACCUAGCUUUGAAGGUGCUCCAGUGGGGAGGAGAAGUCGGCCACAGGCUGUUCUUCUACCUGUACGCAUUCUUCUUCUGCCUUGGGAGCUUCAUCGGGAACGACCCUAUCAUCCUUUCCGGCACCGCCUUCCUCGCCUACAUGACCAGGGUUUCAACCAACAUCAAGCACCCGAAGGCCUGGAUCUUCACACAGUUUGCUAUCGCUAACAUCUCAUCCGCCAUCCUCGUCUCCUCCAACCCCACCAACCUCGUCCUGGCCGGCGCCUUCCAGAUCAAGUUCAUCGAGUACACGGCCAACAUGGUCGUCCCUGUCGUCAUUACGGCCAUUGUCCUGUUUCCCUUUCUGCUGUACGUCGUCUUCGCCAGCGAAAGGCUCAUCCCCUACUCCAUCAAGAUGCGUGAGGCACCAAAUCAGACGAAAUCAAAACCCGUCAACCCCAACAUCCCGAGCGCCAAGGGUAGCGCGAGAGAGGAGAGCAUCACGCAGGAGAACACGGAGCAGCUCAUCGAAGAGAUCAUGAACCCCUGGCUCGAUAAGGGCGGCGCCGCCUUUGGUGCCGUCGUCAUGUCGGCCACGCUCGUCACCGUGCUGGCCAUCAACGCCGCCAGCGUCAAGACCAAGAACGACGAGCACUUCCAGGUCUUUUGGGUGACGUUACCGGCCGCUUUUAUCAUGCUCUGCUGGGACCUUGGGUUCGGAUGGCUGCGUCGGGAUGAGACGCGGGCGAUUGCAAGAGGAGCCCGCGACGAAGGAGACAGGUCCAGAGCUGGGGAUCUCGACCUUGAGCACGGCGAUGGGGGGAGAAGGCAGUCGGAUACGGAAAUGGCGACGAUGACGUCCGCCUUGCCGUCGCAGCACUGGCCGCGAAUCCAUGUCGAUUCCGCAAAGGACACCAACGACACAGGAAAGGCCCGAGUUACGGACGACGAAGCAUCGCCCGUCAGCCGAGAUGCAAGCAUGGAGAUGCCCGAUUCGAGCGGCCCGCCUGUCGUCACCCUUACUCCAGCGGACCGGGUCUCGGAGGGUAGCGGCACCGUCACUACCAAACCCAGCCCGCAAUUGGCCUCGUCGACAUCGACGACGGUGACGGACGCACAACAGUUGGACGGCGGGAUACCUUCCACCACCACCACCACCAGCGCGCGCGAAGCAAGCCACGAGAUGCCGCUCCCCGCAGUCUUGGACCCCUCGCCGCAGGGAGUGCUGGCGUCAUCGUCUACGGGACUAACGGAUGACGAGAAGCGCGGCGAGGACCUCGAUGAGGGUCGCUCGCGCGGUCACCAGGGAUCACACAGAGACCUCGCGCAGCCGCGGUCGACGCUACUGUCACGUUACCGCGAAGGGCAUCGCUGGAUGCAGAUGACGUUCCCUACCGUCAUGGCAGUGAUCUCGCACCUCCCGUUCGCGCUUGUACCGUUCGCCUUCGCCAUGUUUGUCUUGGUACAGGCGCUGGUUACCAAGGGUUGGGUUCCGGUAUUUGCGUACGGAUGGGACCACUGGGUCGAGAAGACCGGCACCAUCGGCGCCAUAGGCGGCAUGGGCUUUCUGUCCGUGAUACUCUGCAAUUUCGCGGGCACCAACAUCGGCACCACCAUCCUCCUGUCCCGUGUGAUACAGGCGUGGCAGCAGAUCCACCGGGAGAACGGCGUGGCCAUCAGCGACCGGACAUUCUGGGGCACGGUGUACAGCAUGGCGCUGGGGGUCAACUACGGCGCGUUUAGCACCGCCUUCAGCGCGUCGCUGGCGGGUCUGCUGUGGCGCGACAUCCUCGAGCGGAAGCACAUCCACAUCCGGAGGAUGGAGUUUGCGAGGGAGAAUGUGCCCAUCAUCACGAUCGCCAUGAUCGUCGGCUGCACCGUUCUGGUGGGGGAGAUAUAUAUCAUAAGGAAAGACGCGCCGUAUCACUUGUGA